Gloeophyllum trabeum ATCC 11539 is the source of this 1575-nucleotide messenger RNA. Its product is annotated as cytochrome P450. NCBI's taxonomy places the organism in Eukaryota, Fungi, Basidiomycota, Agaricomycetes, Gloeophyllales, Gloeophyllaceae. The transcript is spliced from 13 exons. The record is from RefSeq and is a predicted model, not a curated record. Gene Ontology annotation, molecular function: oxidoreductase activity, acting on paired donors, with incorporation or reduction of molecular oxygen; iron ion binding; heme binding. Bases 1 to 1575 code for a protein of 524 amino acids.
AUGUCUAUACCUCUGACACUGAACUUCGUGGCGAUAUGCAUUGGCAUCUAUAUACUGAAGAGUUAUAUCUCUAAGAGAGCGUCGAACCCCUCUUCUCUGCCGUACCCUCCAGGCCCUAAACCGAAACCCAUCGUCGGCAGUCUUCUCGAUCUUCCCAAAGAAGAAUCCUGGAAGACGUAUGCCUCCUGGGGGAAGGAAUAUGGCGAUCUCAUCCAUUUCACUGUACUCGGCAAACAUUUCAUCGUCCUUAAUUCCUCCCGGGUGGCUACAGAUUUACUGGAGCGCCGUGCACACAAGUACUCUGAUAAACCGGUGACACCCACACUCAGCAUGUCGGACUGGCUGUGGGCUUUUAGUAACAUGCCUUACGGAGAGAAGUGGCGACGAUAUAGACGAGAGUUUCACCAACAGUUCAGGGCGGAGAAAAACAGAAACUAUCGCCCGAUAAUGUCACAAAGGGCUCGCCAACUGCUCCGUAAUCUCGCGGGUAAUCCCGAGCAAUUCGUGAGUUACCUCAGACAUUAUGCCGCUGCCGUCAUCAUGUCGAUCGCGUACGAUUACGAUGUUGCAUCUCAGGAUGACCGCUUUGUCUAUAUCGCAGAGGCAGCUGUCAAUAUGUUAGGCCAUUGCACUUUUCCUGGUGCCACAAUAGUCAACACUCUACCGUUCUUGCGACAUCUUCCUGGAUGGUUGCCUGGAAUGGGGGUUAAGCGAUAUACGGAAGAAUGUAGAAAGCUCACCUUGGAGAUGAGGCACGCUCCUCUUGAGCUCGUGAGGAAGCGUAUGGCGUCCGGUGUUCCCUCCGAUUGUGUGGCUGCCAACCUUAUCGACCGCUUUUCGGCUCGAGGUGGUACAUUGGAAGAGAACGAAGAAACUAUCACGGACGUUGCGGCCAUGGCAUACGCCGCUGGCGCUGAUACGACGGUCUCGGCACUGACGACUGCCUUCCUUGCUAUGACUUUAUACCCCGAGGCCAGGAUGAAGGCGCAAGCAGAAAUCGACAAAGUUAUCGGCACUAGCAGACUGCCUGGAUUCGAAGAUAAGGAUUCUCUACCGUAUUUAGAGGCAUUCAUCAGGGAGGUUUUCAGGUGGCGUCCGGUAGCUCCAUUAUCUAUCCCCCACGUCGUGAUGGAGGACGACGUAUACGAAGGCUAUUUCAUACCCAAAGGAACGAUCGUGAAUACAAACUUAUGGGCGAUGCAGCAAGAAGAGAGCAUGUUCGGCGACGAACCAGAGAAAUUCAAACCCGAGAGGUUCUUGAACCCUGACGGGAGCCUUAAUGACCGUUUCCCUGACGCGACCUUUGGUUUGGGCAGAAGGCAUGCAUCAUGCGCGGGGCGUCACACGGGGUUCGACACAGUAUGGGUUGGGAUUGCUCAUGUACUGGCAGCGUUCGACGUAAGCAAAGCGAAAGACGAGGCCGGGAACGAGAUAGACGUCGUGGAAAAAUACGUCGACGCCCUUGUCAGUCACCCAUUGCCGUUUGCCUGUAGUAUAAUGCCCCGCAGCAGACACGCUGAGACCCUAAUUAACGAGCUGCUGCCGCUGGCAGCGGCAGAUGAGGUCAAAAUAUAG